Cynoglossus semilaevis (tongue sole) is the source of this 5322-nucleotide messenger RNA. RefSeq names its product potassium voltage-gated channel, Shaw-related subfamily, member 1b (gene kcnc1b). Gene Ontology annotation, cellular component: voltage-gated potassium channel complex; presynaptic membrane; dendrite membrane. Bases 1017 to 2807 code for a protein of 596 amino acids. The record is from RefSeq and is a predicted model, not a curated record. Gene Ontology annotation, molecular function: delayed rectifier potassium channel activity; protein binding. The transcript has 4 exons. Gene Ontology annotation, biological process: potassium ion transmembrane transport; action potential; protein homooligomerization. NCBI's taxonomy places the organism in Eukaryota, Metazoa, Chordata, Actinopteri, Pleuronectiformes, Cynoglossidae.
UCCUGAGUGUUACAGCCGCUGACCGACCCUAACUCCCGAAAUGCGCCGUUAAACGAGAGCGAUGACCAUUUCAACAGCCCUAAUUGGAGAAGUUGACAGCGCUUUCUACAACAAAUGCAUGCCCCUCCACACUGAGCAUGCUCCAUCUGCCGCGAGAGAGGAGCUGGCUCUGCCGUGAGUAACAGGCAAUUUGGGCGUUCCCCCCAUUCUCCUUCUUCUGAGAGAGGCUUUGUGUGAACCUGUCUUAUUUGUGAGUUAUCAAAAAAAAUCUCUGCGGAUCUGUGGAUGUUUUUUUCUCUCGCAUGGUGUUGAUGGCAGAAAGGGAAAGUGUGUGAGCAGCAGGAGGAAGAGGAGGAGAAGGAGAAAGAGAAGGAGGAGGAGGAUCACCAGUGAGCUGAGACAAAGACCUGCCGUGUUGUCAGUCAGUCUGUGCGUCGGUGUGAAGGAGGUGAGUCUGUGGGCAGCAACAGAGGAGGGACUCGAGCCUCCAUCAGUCGGACAGGCGCUGUCCGCUCAGCACCACCGCAGUCACCUUGCUGAUAAAGUCAACAAAGCUCUGAUCAGAGAGCACAGCCCCGGGAGUCUGGACAGCUGGAUUUAACCCACUGCUGGGGGGAAAUCAUCAGCGUUUUGUCCCUAUCUAUCUCGACAUCUUGGGCACAAGGAUGAUGUGACGUCCAUCCCCAAUGUGAUGCCAUUGGCUGCGAGCAUUUUGGAUUUCGAUUCUCACAGCUCCUCCAGUGGCUCGAGCAGCUCCAACUAUUGGUGAUCCUCCAGUUGCACGACAGGUGCGUGCAGAAAAACACACGGCUGGGAGAGGAUGUAGAAGAGACCCUGAUCUGUGGCACACUGUGGUGAGAAGGUACGGGUCGCUCGUUGCGCUGCUUUUCCAUUUUCUUUUUUUUUUUUUUCUACCUGUUUCCCUGAGACUCAUCACUGCUGUACAUGUUGCUUGCACAGCGUGUCCAAAGCUUUGAGAUGAAGGAAACUGAUAGGAGAAAUGCCUAAGGGACGCGAUGGGCCUGAGCGACGACACGGAUCGCAUUGUGAUAAACGUGGGUGGGAUCAAACAUCAGACAUACCGCAGCACGCUGCGCACCGUACCUGGCACACGCUUGUCCUGGUUGGCCGAGCCUGAUGCCCCUAACCACUUCGACUAUGAUGCCAAGAUCGACGAAUACUUCUUUGACCGCCACCCUGGCGUCUUCUCACACAUCCUUAACUACUACAGGACAGGUAAGCUGCACUGCCCGGCAGAUGUCUGCGGGCCCCUCUAUGAGGAAGAACUGGCCUUCUGGGGCAUUGAUGAGACAGACGUGGAGCCAUGCUGCUGGAUGACAUAUCGCCAGCACCGGGAGGCAGAGGAGGCCCUUGAUAGUUUCGGCGGGGGAGGUCUGUUAGACCUGGGGAACGAUGAUGCUGAGCCAGAGCUUGAGCACGCUGAGGAUGAUGUGGAUGAAAUGACACGGAGGCUGGCGCAGGCAGACUCCGCUGACAACAGGAAGAGCCUGUGGAGCCGGUGGCAGAAACAUGUGUGGGCCCUGUUUGAAGACCCCUAUUCUUCUAAAUAUGCAAGGUGGAUAGCUCUGGUCUCACUGUUCUUCAUCCUGGUGUCCAUCACCACCUUCUGUCUGGAGACCCACGAGGCCUUCAACCCCAUCAUCAACCGCACCGAGUUGGAGCUGGUGGACAAUGUGACAGUGGAGCACAUCUACCAGGAGACUGAGACUGCCGCCUACCUCACCUACAUAGAGGGCGUGUGUGUGGUGUGGUUCACCUUUGAAUUUCUCAUGCGAAUAACUUUCUGCCCAAAUAAGUUCGACUUCAUUCGGAACGCCCUCAACAUCAUCGACUUCGUGGCCAUCCUGCCCUUCUACCUGGAAGUGGGUCUCAGUGGCCUCUCCUCCAAGGCAGCUAAGGACGUGCUGGGUUUCCUGAGAGUGGUCCGCUUUGUUCGGAUCCUGCGUAUCUUUAAGCUGACGCGUCACUUUGUAGGACUGCGGGUGCUGGGCCACACACUGAGAGCCAGUACCAACGAGUUCCUCCUCCUUAUCAUCUUCCUCGCUCUGGGUGUCCUCAUAUUUGCCACUAUGAUCUACUACGCCGAACGGAUAGGAGCCAACCCCAACGACCCUCGAGCCAGCGACCACACACACUUCAAAAACAUCCCGAUUGGAUUCUGGUGGGCAGUGGUGACCAUGACGACCCUGGGCUACGGAGACAUGUACCCUCAGACGACUUCGGGAAUGCUGGUCGGAGCCCUGUGUGCCCUGGCGGGCGUGCUCACCAUCGCCAUGCCGGUCCCUGUCAUUGUCAACAACUUUGGAAUGUAUUACUCUCUGGCCAUGGCGAAACAGAAACUACCAAAGAAAAAGAACAGGCAUAUCCCUCGGGCUCCUCAUCCGGGUUCUCCUAACUUCUGUAAGUCCAGCAUCAGCUCCCAACACCAGAGCCCCAUCGCCCAUGACGAGGUUUUUGAGAUUAAGUUCCAAGACUCCAAGCUGAAUGGCGAGGCAGCUAACGCAGCUCUGGCCAACGAGGACUGUCCGCACAUAGACCAGGCAAUAUCUCCAGAGGAAAUCUUCAGCCCCAGCGAGAGAGAACGACCCUGCUUCCUGGUCACCACUGCUGAACGCCCUAACCACACAGGGGGGAGAGUGAGGAGGGGUUAUGAAAAGCCUUGGAGCCUUAACAGCAUGUCUGGCAUGAGCGGGGAUGCCUCUGGAGUGUCCUCAGUGUCCGCCCUGCCCUGCAGCCCACCCUGUCUAAUGCAGCACUCACAUUCUCCCAUCCCAUCCAUUAUGUAGCAUGGUUGAGUAGCAGACACAAUGCCAUUGGAAGGCCAAUCCACACUCCUCCUUCUUCUUAUCCUUCCUGUCAGACUUUGCUUUUACACUUGCCUCUGCUCCUGCUUUCCUCAUUAUUUUUUCUUUCUUUCAUUUUCUUUUUCUGGAAGACUGUAUCCUAACUGUGCUAAGAACUCCCCAAGUGUUCUCCUUGGGUGUGUCAUCAUAUCCUAGAGUAGAAAACAUGGGCACAUGCCACUCUGCAUGGGUCACCUCAGUUGCAGACAAAGCACUGUUGUAACUCUGACCACAGGCUAACGACACUCUCUCCCUGUGUUUCUUUACUUCAUUGCCUGUUGCUCUGUUGCUUUUGAUCUCACUCUUCUGCCAGUAACUUUGAUCUCAUCUGCUUUUUACAACUCUGUGAAAGAAAUUUUCAUAAGAUGUAACCCCUGCUACCAGCCUAACACGCUGGACACUGACAGUGACACGGCGUCUUAACAUAUCCAAAAAGGUGCAACUGCCAGCUGUUAAGGGAAAUCCUCUUAAGUGCUUUGUGUGUUGCGAAGUAGAGAGACGUGACCAUUCUGAGAGUGCGAUCCAGAAAAAAAAAGAGAGAUGUUUCCCCGAGUGGCCGUUUAAGAAACACUUUGACGUGAUGUUCCCGAUGUCCGAUGCAAUAUGGAGAUGAUGACAAUUCCUAUGACACUAGUGACGAAAAAUCAUUUAAUGUCAGAAAAAAAAACAAAAAUCUUAAAACUGUUUGUUCAUUUGCAUGAACUGCAUGAGAAAUUAUAUUCAACCAGAAGCGUAAAGAAGAAAAGGACUCUUUUUUUUGUUUUGUUUUCCUUUUCAUUUGAGAAGCUGCUAAAGCUUUGUCAUGUUAUGCAUUCUGAGACAGCUUUACAAAGAGACUCAGUCAUAGCAGAGAUUUUAUGUAGCUACCAUUCUUUGCCUUUCCCCAAAUUCAUAUCUUUAUUUUACUUACUUGACUGGGGUCUUCAGCUAAAAAGUGAUGAUUUAACUUGCCUGAUUUGUCCUUAAGCCAACUAACGCCGCUAUGAACAGAAGUAGUUUUUAUACAAACAGGUCUACUGACUCGUGGCGACGGGUUUUUAAAGUGUCGCUAACUGGCAGCCAUUCGCAGAACUGCUGCAACGCUUAAAUUAGGGCAGGACUCACUGAUUAUUAAACGCCGGUGCCUUAAUAUGUGUUGAGGCAAAAUCAAAAUUUAAUCAUUGCAUAUAGCUCCCAGUGUAGCAUCAAUACGAGCUGACACCAUGCUCACGGCAGUGUGGCGAAAGCUUUAUUUUACAAGGUGCACCUUGUAACCUUUUGCACCACCCCUCAUAUCCUCACACAGUAGAACUGCCCUGUAGGUUAUACAUGAUUUACUCUAAAUAGUAAGAAUUGACUUUAAGCAGUGUCAUUAAAGAUGAGCAUAAAAAAAAAAUCUAACACGGAUAUUUUUGUCCCUAUCUCAAGAAACAGAAAUGUAUACGAAAGCACAACGUAAAACCCACAGCGGACCAGGUUAUUACAGUAUGUAUGCGUAUUGAUUAUAACUUCACUAAUAUCACUUUUACAUGUACUGAUACUGUCCCAAUAUUAUGCACAAUUCUUCAGGGCACUUUAACAAAUUCUAUGUUGACCGACCUAAAAGACGGAGAAGAGUAUAGCAGUAUAGCGAGUCACGUUUGUUUUUCUCUGAACGAGCAGAGUUUUUCCUUUUCAAGUCAUGUCUCUUGUGGUUAUAAAUGGACGUUUAUAUAUAUUAAAAAAAAAAGAAUAUAGAAAAAAUCAAAGUUGUGAAGAUUUAAUGUGAAGAGGUUAAGGUGAAUUAUAUGCUCAUGCAAUUCAAAUGGGGUAAAAAAAACAAAAAAACAACCAACACGCUCUAGUAUGGGAUGUGGGUCUCCUUGGGGAAAGGUAAAUGCAUGUAUUUUACAUUUAUGCAACGGAAAAGUAUUCAAAGAAAACAUGUAAAUACAAGUCAUUGCAUGAAAUAAAUUUUAUACACAACGAGCGUUUAGCCUCCGUUUUUAUUCAGCAGCACAUGCAAACAUUCAACUGUCCUCCCUCACUAGCUUACGGCUAGUGUUGUCCUCCGCUGUUUGACCCUCUGUCUUACUGUGUCCGGGUCAAAGAGAGCAACAAAGACAAAAAUAAAGUAAAACAAAAACCAAGGUGACUGUGAGAGCAUGACACCAAGUACACAAACGCAUGACACUGACUGAACUACCGUAUAUAAUCCUGUAAAGUGCAGCAUGAUUGGCAUGUUUAUUAACCGACGGUCGGAGUCCAACCUCUGCCCACAGACAGUACAUUGUUGUCUGAUGCCUUGGCUAAAGCAUGGGAAGAACAUGGUAAACAUGUGGUUUACCAUGCAGAACUAACGGAGCACAUUUUCUUUACUCUCCAAGCUAGCGCCAUUUGUCAUCUCUACCUGCACUCCAGCGCUCUCCAUCAUCGCCUUCAUUUCCACCAUUAUACAUAGUUUGUGUAAUAAUUUAUUUUUGUUACUUUUUUUAUAUUU